AUGGAACAACUUGUUGGUUGGAGCAGGGAUGAAUAUUUUCCAAGGUAUAGCUUUUUGAGUCCUCUUUGUAGGUCUAAGGCCUUAAACUGUACAGUUACUUCACUUGGUCAGCCAAUGGAAAACAUGAAAACUUAUGUGUCGGCGAACAGAAAUGCAAGCCUCGGAGAAGCCAUUCAUGCCCUUUGGCAAAGAGGUCCUGUACGGGGGUUUUAUCAGGGGUUAAUUCCAUGGGCUUGGCUCGAAGCUUCCACUAAAGGCGCCAUCCUCAUCCUCACCUCUGCAGAAGUGUCUUACUAUUCAACCCGAACUUUCGGAAUCAGUCCAGCUGUUAGUGCUACCCUUGGAGGCAUUGCGGGUGGCGCAGCUCAGUCCUACCUGACUAUGGGAAUGACAACAUGUAUGAAGACAGUCGAAGUCACCAGAAGUAAAACAGCAGCAGCGGGCGGCAAAAUACCCGGCACCAUGGAAACGUUUGUGCACAUUCUUCGCACUCAAGGAAUACGCGGGGUUAACAAGGGAGUAAAUGCUGUUGCCUUGCGUCAAAUCAGUGGUUGGGCUUCAAGAAUGGGAAUAUCGAAAGCGGCCGAGAACCCAGUUCGUAAAAUGAGCGGCAAAUCCCAGGCCGAAAAGCUAUCAAUAGGAGAGAAAAUCAUAGCAUCGACGAUUGGAGGAGCGUUGAGCUGCUGGAAUCAGCCCUUUGAGGUCAUUCGUGUCGACAUGCAAGCCGUAAAAGCCACUAGCGAAGUGAUCAAGCCAACAAUGAUUUCGACAGCUAAGUCGAUAUGGAAGGAAAACGGGAUCACGGGGUUUUUCAGAGGUAUCGUGCCAAGAAUUGGUGUUGCAUCUUGGGCUACCAUCUGCAUGGUAGGGCUUGGUGAUACAGUGAGAGAACGCUUCGCGAGGUAG
Molecule: messenger RNA, 906 nt
Organism: Aaosphaeria arxii CBS 175.79
Lineage: Eukaryota; Fungi; Ascomycota; Dothideomycetes; Pleosporales
Product: mitochondrial carrier
Exons: 4
Coding region: 1-906 (301 amino acids)
Biological process (GO): alpha-ketoglutarate transport; mitochondrial citrate transmembrane transport
Cellular component (GO): mitochondrion
Molecular function (GO): tricarboxylate secondary active transmembrane transporter activity
Source: RefSeq, a predicted model, not a curated record